Molecule: messenger RNA, 315 nt
Organism: Phytophthora nicotianae INRA-310
Lineage: Eukaryota; Oomycota; Peronosporomycetes; Peronosporales; Peronosporaceae
Exons: 4
Coding region: 1-315 (104 amino acids)
Biological process (GO): cytoskeleton-dependent intracellular transport; microtubule-based movement
Cellular component (GO): microtubule; kinesin complex
Molecular function (GO): microtubule motor activity; ATP hydrolysis activity; ATP binding
Source: RefSeq, a predicted model, not a curated record
AUGUCGGAAAACGUUCAAGUCGCGGUGCGUGUUCGCCCGUUCAACGAGCGAGAAAAAUCGAUGGAGAGUACACCGUGCAUCCGCAUGGUGAAGGAGACACAGCAGACGAUCAUCACAGACCCCGAGACAAACAUCGAGAAGGCGUUCACAUUCGAUUACAGCUACAACAGUUUUGUUCCACCUUCCGAUCCAGCUCAUGCGUCUCAGCAGACUGUGUGGGAAGAUAUUGGUAUCAAGGUGCUUGAACACGCUUGGAAUGGCUUCAACGUCAGUUUGUUUGCGUACGGCCAAACGGGUAUACUACGAUUCCGUUAA